AUGAACUUUUUCAAUGUUUCCAUUGCUUUGUGUCUUUGCACUCUUUUCGCUUUUGUUUCGUCUGAUACUCCUGAAGCAAUGCGAGAUCUGGUGACAAACUUUCCUGGUCAACCUAAAGUGAGCUUCAGACACUACGCCGGUUACGUCACAGUAGAUAAAACCAACGGAAGGGCUUUGUUUUAUUGGUUCUUUGAGGCUAUGACUCAACCGAACGUGAAACCUUUAGUACUUUGGCUUAAUGGAGGUCCUGGAUGUUCUUCUGUGGGAUACGGAGCUACACAAGAGAUUGGUCCAUUUCUCGUGGAUAACAAAGGAAACAGUAUCAAGUUUAACCCCUACGCAUGGAACAAAGAGGCAAAUAUUCUAUUUCUUGAAUCUCCUGCUGGUGUUGGGUUUUCAUAUUCAAACACAAGUAGUGAUUAUAGAAAACUCGGCGAUGACUUUACAGCGAGAGACACAUACACUUUUCUCCAAAAGUGGUUUGAGAGAUUCCCAACUUACAAAGAGAACAAAUUCUUUAUCGCAGGAGAGAGCUAUGCAGGAAAAUACGUACCGGAGCUUGCAGAGGUUAUUUACGACAAGAACAAGAAACACAACGACACCUUGUCACUUCACAUCAACCUUAAGGGAAUUUUGCUUGGAAAUCCAUUGACAUCAUAUGCGGAAGAUUGGACAGGAUGGGUUGAUUAUGCGUGGAGCCACGCAGUGAUAUCGGACGAGACAUAUAGAAUCAUAAAAAGGAGCUGCAAUUUCAGUAGUAACACUACUUGGGAAGUUAAAGAAUGCAAAGAUGGCGUAGACGAAAUACUCAAACAAUACAAAGAGAUUGAUCAAUUCAGCCUCUACACUCCUAUUUGCAUCCGCCAUUCAUCAAAGAUAGAUUCUUACCCCAAUUACAAGAUGAUACCGAGGCUUUUUGAUGGAUUUGACCCGUGUUUGGAUGAUUACGCGAAAAUAUUAUACAAUAGAGUUGAUGUUCAGAAAGCUCUUCAUGCGAUUGACAGUGUUCAUCUCAAGAACUGGACCAUUUGCAACAGGGAUAUUUUAAGUAACUGGAACUGGACUGAUUCAAAGCCAUCUGUUUUGCCUAUAUAUAAGAAGCUCAUUGCGGAAGGAUUUAGAGUUUGGGUUUACAGCGGCGAUACUGAUGGAAGAGUACCGGUACUCUCAACAAGGUACUGCAUAAAUAAACUGGAAUUACUAAUCAAGACAAUUUGGAGGCCAUGGUUCCACGAGAAACAGGUAAGUGGAUGGUUUCAAGAAUACGAAGGUCUUACAUUCGCAACGUUCAAAGGAGCAGGACAUGAUGUGCCUUCUUUCAAACCUAGUGAAUCUCUUGCAUUUUUCUCUGCAUUCCUCAACGGAAUUCCUCCUCCUUUGUCUCGACAGAGUUCAAAGCAAAUUUAA
Molecule: messenger RNA, 1407 nt
Organism: Arabis nemorensis
Lineage: Eukaryota; Viridiplantae; Streptophyta; Magnoliopsida; Brassicales; Brassicaceae
Source: the annotation of a GenBank genome assembly